AACCCGGAAGCAAACCAGUUUCCGGCUGCCGUGUUUUCGUCUAAUCUGCCGUAAAGCGGAGGAAGGUUAAAGCGACUCGGAGAAAACGUUAAACACGUUUUUAAACGGCUCCUCUUCUGCCAGCAGCACCAUGCCGUUUGUUGACGUCCAAUCACGGCUCGGCAUCAACGUGGACCGCUGGCUGCUGGCGCAGAGUGGAGAGCAGCCACACAAGCGGGCGGCGCGUUGCCACGCCUUCGAGAAAGAGUGGAUCGAAUGCUCCCAUGGCAUCGGCCAGACCCGAGCCAAGAAGGAGUGCCAGGUGGAGUUUGAGGAUUUCUACGAGUGCAUGCACAGGCAGAAGACGCAUCAGAGGCUGUACCAGAUCCGCCAGCAGCGUGACAAGUUGAUAAAGGAGGGCAAGUACACCCCACCGAGCCACCACUCCGGCACCCCCGACCAGUCCCCAUGAAGGAGCCGAUCUCACCUCCGUCUCUCUGUAUAGCCUCUCAGAUAUUUCCUGUUCCGCUGUGGAAGUUUGAAAAUAAACGCUAACAUCCACCGUG
Molecule: messenger RNA, 545 nt
Organism: Fundulus heteroclitus (mummichog)
Lineage: Eukaryota; Metazoa; Chordata; Actinopteri; Cyprinodontiformes; Fundulidae
Gene: ndufs5
Product: NADH:ubiquinone oxidoreductase subunit S5
Exons: 3
Coding region: 131-451 (106 amino acids)
Biological process (GO): mitochondrial respiratory chain complex I assembly
Source: RefSeq, a predicted model, not a curated record